AUGGGACCCACCAUCUUCCUCCAAUUCUUAUCCCUUUCUUUCUUACGGACGGAGCGAGCAACCACCGCACCGCAACUCGCGCCGCUCGCUUCCCCCACCGCCGCACCCGAACCCCAGCUUGCUGCUGCGCCGGCCGCCGCACCCCACCUACCUCCAAGCCCGGUCGCCGCGCCCUCUGCAGCUCGCGCCGCCGGCCCUGCAGAUCGCGCCGUCGCGACAUCAAGAGACCUCGUCGCCGCGCGCCCUGCAGCUCGCGCCGCUGCCGCGCGCCACUCGAUCCGCACCGCCGCCGUGCCUCUGGAGCUCCCACCGCCGGGGCUCGUGUACAAGCGUGCUUGUGGAGAAGAUCAUGGCGCGGCUGGGGGAUACUCGACCGAUUGGGAAGACGCAUGGAAGGGGAAGGAGGAUGGGCACCGGGCGCCGUCGUCCGUGUCGCCAUCCAGGUACCCCCGCGUCGGCGCCGCCGCUUUGCUCGCGUAG
Messenger RNA from Lolium perenne, 480 nucleotides. NCBI's taxonomy places the organism in Eukaryota, Viridiplantae, Streptophyta, Magnoliopsida, Poales, Poaceae. The record is from RefSeq and is a predicted model, not a curated record.